Molecule: messenger RNA, 8867 nt
Organism: Olea europaea var. sylvestris
Lineage: Eukaryota; Viridiplantae; Streptophyta; Magnoliopsida; Lamiales; Oleaceae
Product: pentatricopeptide repeat-containing protein At4g19440, chloroplastic-like
Exons: 9
Coding region: 46-3192 (1048 amino acids)
Molecular function (GO): protein binding
Source: RefSeq, a predicted model, not a curated record
GCAACCAAUCCUAGUAGCAGUAACACACCGCCCUCCUCCUCCGUAAUGGUCGGCGAUUCCAGGUUUGUGACACUAUUAGCCCUACCAUUUCCCUGUCUCUUCCAUCCUCUCCGUCCCUCCUCCUUCCUCCUUUGCCGCCGCCUGACCACCCUUCCCCUCAGUCUCUCCUCCAUCAAAUCCAAGUCCCAAACCCCACAAAUUCUUCCCCUCAACUCCACUCAACAACAGCACUUCCACUCCCAACCAGCUAACAAUACCACAUACCCACACAACUCUUCUCAACACCACAGCCACCCAUGGCCAGAGUGGAACCAUUUUAUCAAUACUAUCUCUCUCUCCUACACCGCAAAUGGGCAGGGAGUUACUGUACCUAUGAACCAUGAAAUCCUUCUUGACGAUGCUUUUGUUGCGUACGAGGAAUUGUCGGAGGAGUUUGUCCGUACCGCCGCCUCGUGCUUGGCUUUCGCUCGGGACUGCCCCAAUCUUCUGGGUUCUGGAUCCGACGCCCAGCGGCAACUGAAACUCCCGGAGGAGCCAGCACGCGCGGCCGGCCCCCCUCACCUGGUGCUGGCUCCGCCAAUAAUGCGUAUAUAUAUGUACCCGUUUAAAUUCAUAUUCAUUAAUAUGGAUAUAAGGAGAUUAAAAAACCUUAACGCCGCCGCUAUCACCAAUGCAGUGUUGUUACAACCCUUCAAACGACCAUUUACUAUCUCUUCCUCCAAUGCCCGGCAAAACCCGGAGCCCAGAAACCAGAAGUCUUCGAAAAUAAAGGUGGAAGACGAGGGCGACCCAGUAAAACCCAGGGGAGUGCCAACACAGGCAGCAUUUGAUGAGAUAUUGCUCCACAAGAAGAAGUGGGUAUCCUCCAUUCUCUCAAGCCCACAUCUAAAUACAUCUAAAUGGAAACAUUUACUAACCCAAUUAACUCCUCAUCACUUUGGUACCAUUUUCUUGGAAAUUUAUCAUUUGAUUGACCCUACAAUUGCAUUGAAGUUCUUUUACUUCGCUAGCGCUUCUGCUGGCUUUAAAUUCACACUCAGGUCUUACUGCCUUUUGAUUCACCUGUUAGUGAGUAAGAAUCUUGAUUCUGCAGCGCGGUUGCUUUUGAUAAGAUUGAUUGACAAAAAGCUCCCUGUGAUUUUAAACGAUAAUAUUAUUGGGAGUAUGCAUAAAGAGAUUACAGUUUUAUUGGCAAAUUUGUAUUCAGGAUCGAAUAAAUUCAAUGCCACUAUUAGGACUUUUGAUAUUUUGGUUCAUGUUUAUGCUAGUCAAUUCAAGUGUUUGGGAUUUGAUGUUGCAGUGGAUGUGUUUCGUCUUUUAGCGAGCAGAGGGUUGUUUCCAUCCUCCAAGACUUCUAAUUUUUUGCUUAGCUCGCUCGUCAAGGCGGAUGAGCUCGAGAAGAGCUACGAGGUCUUUUAUAUUAUUUCUUCAGCCAUUUUGCCAGAUGUCUACUUGUUUAGUACUGCGAUAAAUGCGUUAUGCAAAGGAGGGAGGGUAAAUGAUGCAGUUGUGUUGUUUAAGAGAAUGGAGGAUGUGGGUAUAGCUCCAAAUGUUGUUACUUUUAAUAACCUUCUGCAUGGGUUGUGCAAAAAAGGGAAUUUGGAAGAGGCUUUUCAGCUCAAGGAGAAAAUGGUAAAUAAUGGUGUGAACCCAAGCCCUGUAACAUAUGGUGUGCUUAUUAAUGGUCUGAUGAAACUCAAGAAAUGUGAUGAAGCCAAUUUUAUUCUAAAAGAGAUGUUGGUCAAGGGGCAUGUUCCAAAUGAAGUUGUUUUUAACACGUUGAUUGAUGGGUAUUGCAGGAUUGGAAAUGUUACAACAGCGUUGAAGUUAAAGGAUGAUAUGUUGUCCAAGGGCAUUAGUCCCAAUUCAGUUACUUUUAAUAUACUUCUUAAUGGUCUCUACAUGGAUGAUCAAAUUGAUCUAGCAGAACAGUUCUUAGUUGAAAUGGUAUCAAAAGGCUUAUGUAUAAACCCUGGUACAUUUGGUUCUGUUAUUCAUGGUCUGUGUAAGAAUUCAAGAUUAGACUCCGCAUUGCAUUUCACUAGGUUAAUGGUAUCUAGGAAUUUGAGGCCAAAUGAUAGGUUGCUAACAACAUUAAUCCAUGGGCUUUGCAAGAAUAAUAAGCAUUCAGAAGCUCUGAAGCUAUGGUAUAUGCUACAAGAUUUAGGGAUUGCAGCCAAUACAGUGACCUCAAAUGCACUUAUAUGUGGACUCUGUGAGGUGGGCAACAUUCAGGAAGCUAAAAUGUUGCUAAAAAAUAUGUUGAACGGGGGUGUUGGAUUGGACGUGGUUACAUAUAAUGCACUCAUUUAUGGAUGCUGCAAAGAGGAUAAAUUGGAGAGUGGCUUUAAUCUCAAGGAAGAUAUGGUUAAGCAAGGAAUUUCUCCUGAUAUUGUUACGUACACAUUGCUAAUGCAUGGGCUGUGUAGUAAAGGUAAACUGGAUGAAGCUGUUGCACUUUGGCAUGAAUGCCAAUUAAAUGGUCUUAUUCCCAACAUUCACUCGUAUGGAGUCAUGAUAAAUGGUUUCUGCAAUGUUAAGAAAGUUGAGGAGGCUAAACGUUUCUUCAACAUGUUGCUCAGACACAACAUUGAACCAAAUUCUAUUGUAUAUAAUAUACUAAUUAAGGCGUACUCUAGGAAUGGAAACAUGAUAGAGGCCCUUAAACUUCGUGAUGAAAUGAGAAGCAAAGGCAUUUCACCUUCAUGUUUCACCUAUUCUUCUCUAAUACAUGGAAUGAGCAUUUUGGGGCAUGUUGAUAGGUCAAAACAUCUUAUGGAUGAAAUGAAAAAUGAGGGCUUACAACCUGAUGUAUUUUGUUAUACUGCACUUAUUGGUGGUUUUUGUAGGCUAGGUCAGAUGGAUGAAGUAAACAGUGUCUUGCAGGAAAUGUUGUCAUGCAAUGUACAGCCAAAUAAGAUAACAUACACAGUCAUUAUUGAUGGCUAUUGCAAGUUGGGUCGUAUGAAAGAAGCUUCUGAGCUUCUGAGUGAAAUGAUUGGCAGAGAAAUUGAUCCAGAUUCAGUUACUUAUAAUACAUUGACAAACGGGUUUUGCAAGGAAGGGAAAGUAGAAGAAGCUUUUAACUUGUGGGAUCACAUGUUCCAGAGAGGACUAAAGUUAGAUGAGGUUGCACACACCUUGUUGAUUCACUGCUUGCCAGAGGCAUUGGGAAAUGCUGAUCAAAAUUGAAUGGAAACUCCAACACGGUUAUAGAUUCCUUCAAUUCUCUAUUCUUCAUUUCUUUAAAACCCACAUUCUGGUAUCAGAGCUGAUUUUCUUAAGGGAUCUAUGUGUAACAAUGGAAGCUGAAACCAAUUUCUCUCAAAUUGCUCCCCCGGUCUUCGAUAGAGAAAACUACCAGCUUUGGGCACUUAGAAUGGAAGCUUAUCUGGAGGCUUUAGAUCUAUGGGAAGCCGUGGAAGAGGAUUAUGAAGUCAUUCCGCUACCGAACAAUCCCUCCGUAACUCAGAUCAAAAGUCACAAAGAAAAGAAAACUAGAAAGUCAAAGGCGAAAGCAACUUUAUUUGUUGCUGUUUCAACAACAAUUUUCAAGAGAAUCAUGACUCUCAAAACAACAAAAGAGAUUUGGGAUUAUCCGAAGGAAGAAUAUGCAGGAGAUGAAAGGAUACGAGGCAUGCAAGUGCUAAAUCUAAUAAGGGGAUUUGAGCUGCAAAAGAUGAAAAAGGCUGAGACAAUCAAAGAAUACUCAGACAGAUUGCUCAGCAUUGUCAACAAGGUAAGGCUUCUUGGCACUAAAAUUGAUGAUUCAAGAAUUGUAGAAAAAAUUCUUGUUACCGUGCCUGAAAGAUAUGAAGCUUCAAUAACCACUUUGGAGAACACAAAAGAUCUAUCCAUGAUUACCUUGGUAGAGCUUUUAAAUGCUUUGCAGGCUUAAGAGCAACGGAGGCUUAUGAGACAAGAUCCUACUGUUGAAGGAGCAUUGACAGUCAAACACCAGGAUGCCCAGAGGAACAACAAAAAGAAGAAUCAUAAGAAUCAAGUCUCAAUUUCUGAGAGCUGUUCAAGCAAGCACACUCAAAGCAAAGGUGGAAGCUCAAAGGGAAACUAUCCCCCUUGUAAACACUGUGGCAAAAUGGGACAUCUUCCAUUCAAAUGUUGAAAGAGACCUGAUGCAAAGUGUAGCAAAUGCAAUCAGCUUGGACAUGAAGCUGUGAUUUGCAAAAGCAAAUUUCAGAAGUAAGAAGAAGAUGCCGAGGUAGCUGAUCAAGAUGAAGAAGAUCAGAUGUUUGUGGCAACGUGUUUUUCAACAAUGAGCUCUUCACAAUGUUGGCUGAUCGACAGUGGUUGUACAAACCACAUGACUUAUGAUAGAACUCUUUUUAAGGAGUUAAAGCCUACUGGAAUCACUAAAGUCAGGAUAGAAAAUGGUGGCUAUAUUCCAGCAAAAGGAAGAGGAACCAUUGCAAUUACAACCAGCUCAGGUACAAAAACAAUUUCUGAUGUUCUUUAUGUACCUGAUAUCGAUCAAAAUCUACUGAUUGUAGGCCAAUUAAUAGAAAGAGGAUUUAAAGUGUCCUUUGAAAAUUGGUAUUGUCGUAUCCAAGAUGCCGCUGGACAGGAGAUUUUACGUGUUAAAAUGAGAGGUAAAAGCUUCUCAUUUGACCCAACGGAGGAGGAGUACAGAGCUUGUUCCACCAAAGCCAGCAUCAUCGAAAUCUGGCACAAAAGGCUCAGGCAUUGUUAUCUUCAACGAAUGCUAAAGAUGAAGAAAAAUGACAUGAUAAGAGGUUUACCAACUCUGGUUGAUCACUUGCCAAAUUGCCAUGCUUGUCAAUUCGGUAAACAAGAUAGGAAGCUAUUUCCUAAAUCAUCCUGGAGAGCAUCACAAAAGCUACAACUUGUCCACGCAGACGUGGGAGGACCUCGAAGAACACCAUCACUUAAGGUAGCCAUUAUUACAUUCUUUUCAUUUAUGAUUUUACAAGAAUGUGCUGGAUUUUUUUCUUAAAAUUCAAGUCAGAAGUGGUUGGAGUGUUUUGGAAGUUCGAGAAAAUGGUGGAAAACCAAAGUGGCUGCAAAAUUCAAGUUCUAAGGUCUAAUAACGGAAAGGAGUACACCUCAGCAGAAUUUAAUUUGUUCUGCGACGAAGCUGGCAUUGAACAUCAGCUUAUUGCUCCUUACACUCCAGAACAAAAUGGAGUUAAUGAAAGGAGAAAUAGAUACGUCAUGGAGAUGGCCAGAUGCAUGUUACAUGAGAAGGAGUUGCCAAAAAGGUUCUGGGCAGAGGUAGCCAACACAGCAGUAUUUUUGCAAAACAGGCUUCCAAGCAAAGCUAUCAAAGAUAAAACUCCGUUUGAGGCUUGGUUUGGGUAUAUACCUUCAUUGAGCUUUCUUAAAGUGUUUGGUUGUGUGUGUUUUGCCCAAAUUCCAGGGGUCAAGCGGGACAAACUCGACAAAAAAGCAAUUCCAGGCAUCUUUGUGGGUUAUAGCUCAGUUUCCAAAGCCUAUAAAGUGUAUCACCCUCAAACAUAAAAAUGACGAUCACUAGAGACGUUCACUUCAACCAGGAUGAGCAAUGGGAUUGGGAGAAUUCAUAGGGAAUAGGCAGAUUUUUACAAGAAUUUAAAGGUGAUUCUCUUGAAGAGUAAACAACAAAGCAGUGGCAUAAUGAAUUGGAAGAUGAUCCUCCAAUCAGAGGAACAAGACCACUUUCAGACAUCUAUCACAGAUGUAACGUGGCACUAUGCGAACCUGCUGGACAUGAAGAAGCUCUUAAAGAUCUAAAGUGGAAGAAAGCAAUGGAAGAAGAGAUGUCAAUGAUUCACAAAAAUAGAACUUGGGAAUUAGUCAACAAACCUGAAGGUAGAAAAGUCAUUGGAGUAAAGUGGGUGUACAAAACAAAGCUCAAUGCAGACAACUCCAUCAACAAACACAAAGCAAGGCUUGUCAUUAAGGGGUAUGCUCAAAUUUUUAGUGUUGAUUAUUCUGACACUCUUGCUCCUAUUGCUAGAUUAGACACAAUCAGAAUGUUGCUAACCUUAGCAGCACAAAAAGGCUGGAAAGUGUUCCAGCUAGAUGUCAAAUUGGCUUUUUUAAAUGGUGUUUUGCAAAAAGAAAUAUAUUUGGAGCAGCCAGAUGGAUUUGUGGUGCAAGGUGAAGAGGAUAAGGUCUAUCUGCUCAAAAGGGCUCUUUAUGGCCUAAAACAAGCGCCAAAAGCCUGGUACAACAGGAUAGAUGAACAUUUACUAAGCUUAGGCCUCACAAAAAGCUAAUCUGAGGCCACUCUUUACGUUAAACAGAAUGGUAGUUAUGUUCUCAUAGUCUCUUUUUAUGUUGAUGACCUUUUGGUAACAGGAAAUAAUGCGCAAAUGGUUGCGGAGUUCAAACAAGAAAUGAUGCAGGUUUUUGAAAUGACAGAUUCUGAACUUAUGACUUACUUUCUUGGGAUGGAGGUCAAGCAAAGCCAAAAUGAAGUGUUCAUCUGUCAAAAGAAGUAUGUAAAGGAAAUAUUAAAGAAAUUUCAGAUAGAGGAGUGCAAAGCAUCAAACACGCCAAUGGGUCAAAAAGAGAAGCUGAGCAAGGAUGAUGGUGCUGAUAAAGUUGAUGAAAGUUAUUAUAGAAGUUUGAUUGGUUGCUUAAUGUAUCUUACAGCAACAAGACCUGACAUUCUGUUUGUUUAAAUUGGCAUUGUUAUGGUGACCUGCUGGGAAACAAGUUCUCCUCUCGGGUGUUCAUGUCAGAGGAAAAGUCUGAAGGGUAGGAGGAUGCUGAAACUUUAGCAGUGAAAUUAAGAGGUAUCAAGAAGAACUUUUCCAGUCUGAGUAAAUUUACGCGACUUUGGGAGAUGCCUAGACUCAUUGUAUAAACAUUCAACUUUAGAUGCUAUAGGCAUUGGAGGGCUUGGUUCAACGAUUGGUGCUGGAGUUUAUAUCCUUGUUGGCACAGUUGCAAAGGAGCAUUCAGGGCCAGCCCUUACCUUUUCCUUUCUAAAAGCUGGUAGAGCAGCUGCUCUUUCUGCCUUCUGCCAUGCCGAGCUAGCGAGUCAUGCCCAUUUGCCGGGAGUGUAUCUGGGUUUGAAUCCCAGAUCUCUCACUGCCUGUAUUUCCUAUCCUUCCACCAUUUUCUCCGUCGCUUGCUCCGUCCCAGAUAAUCAGAUCUCCUGUGUAACACACCAGUUCGAGUGCGGUGCUAGGGUUUCCAUCUAGAGCCGCCGCCUGUGUGUGUGAUUGUAUAUGUGGGGUGAGGCUGGUUGAUUGGGGUUUGCUGAAUGACGUGUUAUUGUCGUUGUUGGCAUCGUCAGGGGAAGGUGGUGGUUGGGUGAUGGUUAUGGGGUUGAGUGGUGGAUUUGGAUAUUAGGGAGGGGAGUUUCAUGGCUGAAAGGCUACUUAGAGAUUUUAAAGGCACGUGUAAUGCAACAUGACCAUUUAUUGAAAUAAUAUUGCGUUAGGUUACAAGAUAACUUUUUAAGCUUAACUUAGCAUGUUAUGAGAUUUUGAACCUUGAAUAUCCCCAUCUGACAGGUAAAAAAUCCUCAAUGAGAUUUGCCAAUGGGUAUUGGUAUUGCACUAUCUAUAUGUUGCACGUUGUAUAUGCUGGUCUCUGCCGUAAUCGUUGGUUUGGUGCCCUAUCAUGUGAUGGAUCCUGACACUCCCAUCUCAUCUGCAUUUGCUAGCCACGGAAUGAAGUGGGCUGCAUAAGUAAAUGCCCAGUUUCAUAAUUGACUUUAUUGAGAUAUCCUCUGACUUGAAUCAUUUUUUUGUGAUAUGUGUCUAUGUACUAGUUGUGCGCAUGUACUUUUCAACUCAAGUACAUAAUAACUCUUGGAGCUUCUACUGCUCUUUGCUCGACAUUGAUGGGUUCUAUCCUUCCACAGCCUCGAAUACUUAUGGCAAUAGCUUGAGAUGAAUUGCUGCCAUCAUUUUUUCUGAUGUCAAUAAACGCGCACAAGUCCCUGUGAAGAGCACUGUGAUUACCGGUAUACUUGCUGGAAUGUUGGCAUUCUUCAUGGAUGUUGAACAGUUGGCAGGCAUGGUCAGUGUUGGUACACUAGUUGCCUUUACAAUGGUGGCAAUUUCUGUGCUGAUACUGAGAUAUGUUCCGCCAGAUGAGGUUCCACUUCCUCUGUCUUUCCAGGGUGCAAUAGAUUCAGUUUCACUUUUAGUUGGCAAGGAAACACCUGUUGGGUAUCCUCUUGUUAAGAAAGCAGCUGUGUGGUGCAACUGUAAGUUUAUCUUAUGAGCGAAUACCAUUUUGUGAUGUAUGCUAGUCUCCCUUUGAUUUACACUUUGUGGAACUGGUGGCAUUCUACUUUUAUAUGGUCUAGUGUUGCUCACCUUGAUCGACCAAGAUGAUGCAAGGCACAGCUUUGGGCAUUCGAGAGAGGCUCUACUUGGACCCAUGUAGCGACAGUUUAUCUUUUCAAUGGCGGGAAGCACAGCUCAUUGCGAGAUGCAGUUUGUGUUCCUGCAGCCUAUGUUAACGAAAUCUACGAAAGCUUCAGAAAUUCUCUGUCGUAAUUCUUUAUAACCGUUCUGGUAGAAACCCAUACAAGUUCAGAAUCUUGACAAGUCAAAGUGGAGUAAUUAGUUUUCUUAUUCAUUGAGCAAAUGUACGACUUUUUAGCCUGAUCUUGGGCUGCUGGUUUGUGUGGAUAAAGAUACCAUUUGUGUGUUUCAUAUCUCGGAAACACUCUUAUUUCUAUUGUAAUAAAUGAUCUUUUACAAUCUUGAAAGGGGAUGAGGAAGAACUUGAAAAUGAAAACUUGUAAAUAUAUACUUUUUGGGUCUGGUCAGCCUGUGACAAAAUAGUAUUUUUGUAGCAUACAUUGUAAAUUACGUGAUCUUGAAGUUGAUUGUACUUUUAGAACCUCGUAUUAUAUUUAUAUAAAUUUUUUCUUCUUAAUA